AUGGCAAAACAAACCACGUCUAAUCCAGUCCAUCAAAUUACCAUAGGUCAAGAAAACUCAAACGACCAAAAGAUAAUAUUCGAAUGUAGAAAACAAAAGUCAUUGACUUAUCCUAUUUCAUUCUCUGCGAAGCAAAUGAAAAUGGGUAGAAAUAUAUUACAUUCAUCACCUCCUGCUAUUUCAAUUAAAAGCUUAACUCCUUCUUCAAUGGAUUUCAAAGAAAAUAUGGAUCAAUUUGAAAAGUCAAACACAGAGCUUCUUUCUAAAGUACGAAAGGACAGCAUUAUAAAUAAUUCAAUUAUUUGUUCAGCAAAAAGAAGAUCAGAUUGUGAUAUAGAAGAAGAGAGAACACAAAUUAAAAAAUUCAAAACAUCAAGUUUAAUCGAUCCUUCACCAUUAAUAAACACGAUAUUUUCCAGUAAGGAUGAUAUUAAAAUGGUAACAGAAUAUGCUGAUGACAUUUUUGAAUACUUACGUGAACGUGAAACUGAUAAUUUACCAACUCAUAAUUAUUUAAUAGAUGAAACAUCUGAAUAUCAUGUCCGUCCGGCAAUGAGAGCUGUUCUUAUAGAUUGGUUAGUAGAAGUUCAUCAUAAAUUCCAAUAUACUACUGAAACAUUACUAUUAGCUAUAAACAUGAUGGAUAGAUUCCUUUCACAAAACAAAGUUACUGUCAAUAAACUUCAAUUAUUGGCAAUCACAUCAUUAUUCGUGGCGGCUAAAUUUGAAGAAGUUAAAUUGCCUAAGAUAACUGAUUAUGCAUAUUUAACUGAUGGUGCAGCCUCUAAAGAAGAUAUCAAGCAAGCUGAAAUGUACCUAUUUAAGUGCUUGAAUUUUGAUAUCAGUUCAGCAAAUGCAGUCAACUUCAUGAGAAGAUGUUCUAAAAAUGUUUCACAUGAUCCUGAACUAGAGAGAAUGGGAAAAUUCUUAGUUGAAUUAGCUACAUGUUCACCAAGAUUUAUUGACGUCAAACCAUCAUUAACUGGUGGUAUGUCAAUGUAUAUUGCACGUAAAGUUCAUUCUGAGGAAAAUCCUAUGGAUUUUGAAAAUGUACCAAGUCUAAAUAACAAUGUUGAUUCCAUAAAGGAUGCGACAUUUAAAAAUUUAUGCCAAGAGUUAAUCAAUGAAGUAGUUUCACCAACAACCCAAGUAAAUUCAUUAAUUAAUAAAUUCAAACUUCAAAGUAACAAUGAAGUUUAUUCCAAAGUUUAUUCCUGGUGCAAAAAUCAAGUUUCUAACAAAUUUAAUAAUCUAUUUUAA
Molecule: messenger RNA, 1260 nt
Organism: Vanderwaltozyma polyspora DSM 70294
Lineage: Eukaryota; Fungi; Ascomycota; Saccharomycetes; Saccharomycetales; Saccharomycetaceae
Exons: 1
Coding region: 1-1260 (419 amino acids)
Biological process (GO): G2/M transition of mitotic cell cycle; regulation of cyclin-dependent protein serine/threonine kinase activity
Cellular component (GO): cytoplasm; cyclin-dependent protein kinase holoenzyme complex; centrosome
Molecular function (GO): cyclin-dependent protein serine/threonine kinase regulator activity
Source: RefSeq, a predicted model, not a curated record